GCAGCGGUUCGUUAGAAACCCCUUUUCAUGCCUGCUGGGAACUGCAGCAUUCAGCCCGAGGGACCCUGAACGCUUCAGCCAGCAAACAUGGCCCAAGCGACCGGCGGUGCCUCCGGUUGUCGAGCCUUGGUUAGGACGGGGAUGUACCUGUCGAGCGGACAGCGGCAGAGGAAGAUGUUCGGUCCACAGCGCCGGACGAUGAGCGCUGACCCGGCCGGUACUGGGGGAAACCCCGCGGCCUUGGCCCGACAGGAGCCGCUGGUGUGUUUCUCCGCCGCAGACAGACACUCGACGACCAACCUGAAUCUCAUUUACCGGGACGUGAAGGCUUUCCUCAACGAGGUCGGGGGGAACCCUCGCGAGGCUCGGUACUGGCUGACCCAGUUCCAGAGAGCGACUUCGGCUCAGUCUACUGCUUUUGCCGUUCUGGAGGUGGACAGCUCUGUUUUCGCCAGCAAGGAAAUGGUCCAGAGUCUGGCCUUCGGGCUCUCCUUCCUGCAGCGCAUGGAUAUGAAUCCUGUGGUGGUUAUGGGCCGGUCUGCGUGCGAUGGGACGGGGCCCGCCGAGCUGGCGGCCGGGUCUCUCUGCAACCGAGGGCCAGUAGAGAGGAGCCAGCAGCUGACCGAGGCUCUGCAGCAGCACUCGGCCUCGGUCCUGCCGCUCUUCUCCGCUGAGUCCUUCCUCCUUCUGCAUGAAGCCCUGCGUGGCAGCAGCGCUCCGCCCUCUGUCGCCGUGGAUACCAGCCUACUCCAGUGGAGCCUGAACUGCGGGACGAUCCCAUUGGGCCCGGUGGGGAGGGACGGGCGGGGCCGCUCGGUGUCGUUGGACUCGACGGAUGUGACGGCGGCCAUCUCCCGAGCUCUACAACCCCACAAAGUCAUGUUCCUGAACAACUCAGGAGGUCUCCGCAGCAGAGAAAACAAGGUUUUGGACAUAGUGUCGUUGCCCAGCGACCUGCCCAGUCUGUCCACGGCGGCCUGGCUGAGUGCCGCGGAGCGCCGCAGAUUGACGGCCAUAGCCAGACUGCUCAAUCAGCUGCUGACCGAGUCCUCCGCUGUGAUCACCUCCGCGGACACACUGCUGACCGAGCUGUUCAGCCACAAAGGGUCGGGGACACUCUUCAAAAAUGGAGACCCCAUACAUCGGUACAGUUCUCUGGAGGGCAUUGAUGCCGAGCGUCUGCUGGCCCUCAUCAACAAGUCGUUUGACAAAACUCUGAGGCGAGACUACAUCGACUCCCUGAAGGGACGACUGCACUCCAUCUAUCUCUCCGAAGGCUACAGCGCGGCGGCCAUCAUCACCGUUGAGCCGGUGAACAGCGGCACCCCCUACCUCGACAAGUUUGUGGUGAGCAGCAGCAAGCAGGGUCAGGGUACCAGCCACAUCCUGUGGGAAUGUAUCAGACAGGACCUGGGCAAACUGUUCUGGAGGUCUAAAGCCACCAACAGGAUCAACCCCUGGUAUUUCAAACAUUGUGAUGGCAGCUACCUUAAUGGGGCAUGGACCGUCUUCUGGUUUGGUCUGGCAGACAUCAGAGAUUCCUACGAGCUGGUGGAGUAUGCCAAGAACCUCCCCGACUCUUUCCACGUCUCCUCCCUCACCACCUCCGGCGGAUCCUGAACCACCACCUCACAGCUGCUGGUUGUGUGGCUCCCUAACUCUGCUAUGAAUCUAUCAAUAUUGUUUCCUUAUCUUGGCUCUGACUUGACUUUUUUUCUAUUCUAGAUUUUUUUUUUUUUUUUUUUUUUUCCCUCUCCCUUUAAAAACUUGAAAAACAAAGCUGCUGUGAGAAUUUCAUACUUUCGGUAUAUUGACGAGCUGUUGAUCAUCCUCUAUUUUUAGAGCUAGGGUUAGCUCUAAAGCUCAAGUGUUUGCCACUACAUUUUCCACUUUCACCAUUUUUACUUUGUUUUUUUAUUUUUAUUAAUCCAGACAAACUGUUGUUUUUCACACUUGUGAUGCUGCAAAGAGUGGAGGAAUCUCAAAACUACAGUCUUAUGUAUUUCCCAAAGACUGUGUGGCAUUACAAAAUUGUUCCUCACAAUUAGAAACAUAAAGUCGUAGUUUAAGGGGGAAUUGGAGUGUGUAAAAAUGUUAUGGUCAUAUGUUUGCAUAUAUCACUUGUUAAGUUACUUGAAUACACAAAUAAAACUUACACUUAAAAAAGUGGUGCUAUUUUAUAAUUUAUAUUUAUUGAUAUUUAAUAGAUUUGGGUAAACCUUAAGGGAGCACGACAAAA
Anoplopoma fimbria (sablefish) is the source of this 2239-nucleotide messenger RNA. It is a transcript of the gene nags, whose product is annotated as N-acetylglutamate synthase. Lineage: Eukaryota; Metazoa; Chordata; Actinopteri; Perciformes; Anoplopomatidae. The coding region runs from base 88 to 1620 and encodes 510 amino acids. The transcript has 9 exons. The record is from RefSeq and is a predicted model, not a curated record. Gene Ontology annotation, biological process: L-arginine biosynthetic process. Gene Ontology annotation, cellular component: mitochondrial matrix. Gene Ontology annotation, molecular function: arginine binding; L-glutamate N-acetyltransferase activity, acting on acetyl-CoA as donor.